AUGUCCAGCGAUGAGGCAUGGCGGCAGAUUCAGGCUCUUGAAAAGGAGCUGAAGCUGCUCAAAACUGGUGGUCCCGACUUUACUCUCGACCAUUUCCUUGUGCGUUGCGAGGACCGCCUUAAAACCCUUCAAGCCAUUGCUGGCAAUGAUGACCUUCCUGAAACCACCGCUCUUUACAUCUAUGAUUUGUUUGGAACUAUUGGUGAUCUCGCAGCGGGGCUGCUGAACAUCGAAAAUGCGACCCAAGAUCUUCAAAUUUCGACUGAGCAAGCAGUCAGGGAUACAGCUUCGCAAAUGAAAUGGACGGACUCAGAAGACGAUUUUCCAGAACGCACACCAGAAGAGUUUGCUGCUCAGCUCCGGGCAGACUGGAAAGGGCUCUGUGAUUGGUUUCUCGCUAAUAUAGGAAAUCCCAUUGUCAAUCCUUCGAAACCAUGGCCCAUGCCCUCCAACUCUUAUGACCUAGACGAGUGUGAACAUUGGGUCGCUGAAGUCCGCCGACGGUCAACUUGGGAGAAAAUUUACCUCAAGCAUGCCCAUUCAAGCAUGGAGCGAAUGCAAACCCUGUGCAGUCAAAUACUCCAACGGGAUGGGUCCUUACUCUCCGACACACUAGAUGUAUCCGCUGACGUGCGUCAAGACUUUGUCGCAAUGAGAGAAAGCAUCAUCCAAACCUGUAACGAUCUUGCUGAGGAACGAAGCAAGCCUUCUCCGUGGUUCGAAAUGGCCAUACAACUUCUUGAGAGCUUGCCCCCGUUAGAAGAUCUGGAGGAUCAAGAAUGGGACCACGACGACGAGUUCGACGACUUUCUGGACGAUUCAGAGUUGGAUAACAAUUCAGUAUCUUCCAUUGAGUACAGCAUUAAACCUGCCACCGACCAUCACCUGGUUCAUAUAGUUCCUAAUCAUAACACUAUCACUUCCGAAACAUCUAAUAAUCCUUCCACUUCGAGACAUAGCCCUAGUUCUUUCUCGAGCAAAGGCCUCUUCUCGCCGACCACUGAUACCCGUAUACAACACCUGGAAGAUGUCUCUCUUCCAUCUCUCCCUCAGGUGGAGGCGUUAGAACAAUCAUAUCUGUUCAGUAAUAUCAUUGGAUCUAAGCGGACAUUCGACCAAUGUCCCCCUACAGCCAAACUACCAUCUGCCAAGUCUUCGCUUGUGAUGCACACUGUACCUCAAUCGUGCCCAAAAAGAAAACGACUUGACGGUCCUUCCCCCUCAGGACUUUCUCUCCUCAUAGGAACCAGCAAAUUUGAUGGCUCCCCAGUACAACAGUCAACAAAUUUACAAGUUGCAUCUCCAGCUUCCUCAGCUGCAUCUUCACCUUCUUCAACUUCGUCUGGGUCAGAGUCUGGCUCUCCUGCGCAAUGGCCGUCACCUAGAAGCGACGAAGAGGAUGCACCAUCUGUCAAGAGUCAAGGCAAGGACAAGCCAACUGAAGGCCCUCUUUGUGAUCAACAACAGAACAGACAACAAGAGCCCGCGGCUCAUGUCGCCUCUCAGGUGACCAGGAAAGAUGGCUCAGAUCAAAUACAAAUCUCCCAAAACGAGCCGCCUUCAAAUGUGGGCUUAGCCGGUCAGAAGCUACAAAAGCCAUCUCAAGUACAAAUCUCUAUAACUCGCAAGAGGAAAUGGGAGGAUGUUUGUCCAUCCCAGGACACGGACCUUCGUAGUCUCUCCCCGGAGAUACCCAAUCCUGCUCCUGUUCAGGAUGUCGAUAGUGCAGUUGACAGUGUGAUAGCUCAAUACGACAACACUGCACCGCAAGGCUUUAAGGCAUCCAAAAGAGUUGACAGAUUCACCUGUCACAACUGUCUCAGUUCAACCACCAUCUCGGCCAUCAAAACGUUUCAGAAUCUCGUCGAACCUAGAUGCAUCAUAGUCAAGGAUCGCGGAAAUGCUCACUGGCCUAAUGUAUAA
Messenger RNA from Acaulospora colombiana, 1923 nucleotides. The record is from the annotation of a GenBank genome assembly. NCBI's taxonomy places the organism in Eukaryota, Fungi, Glomeromycota, Glomeromycetes, Diversisporales, Acaulosporaceae.